Messenger RNA from Cladophialophora psammophila CBS 110553, 1404 nucleotides. RefSeq lists its product as uncharacterized. Gene Ontology annotation, cellular component: mitochondrion. Gene Ontology annotation, molecular function: phosphatidylserine decarboxylase activity. Bases 1 to 1404 code for a protein of 467 amino acids. Lineage: Eukaryota; Fungi; Ascomycota; Eurotiomycetes; Chaetothyriales; Herpotrichiellaceae. The transcript has a single exon. The record is from RefSeq and is a predicted model, not a curated record. Gene Ontology annotation, biological process: phosphatidylethanolamine biosynthetic process.
AUGAUUUCUCGCGAGUUCGAGCGGGUUCCGCCUCCUCAUGCCUCCAUGGGCCAUUGGCUGCCCAAGGACCGAGCCCAUAUCAAACAAUGGCUUGCCACAAAGCUGGAAAAACUCGAGAAGAAGCAACAGCUUCAUAAAAAGGGAGUCAUCAAUCUCGACCCUAGCAUCAUCGCGCUCCAGCAACUCGUUGCGGCUAGCCCUAAUCUUACCAAACUUUCCAGUGACAUGUUCACCCAGAUCCCCCCUGCCUACCAGAAUGACCCGACUGGCAAGCCUCAAGUUCGCGACUUUGAAACAAUGCUUGGACUUGUCGACAUGAUCCUCAAAGAAGGACCACAGUGGUUUGACGUUCAGGAUCCGCCAACCGCGAUGGGCUUGAUUGGAUUCCCGAUCAAUGCGAUUCUCGAUUGGCCAAUGGGUACUCUAGCGGGCUAUCUCUUCUUCACGGACACCCAGGUUAACAGCAUGUGGCAAGGCAUCCUGAAUGUCUGGGGCACAUUCCUUGAGAGCCCGGCGUCUACCAGCUGUCUCAACCAAUCCAGUGGAUGGUUGUCUGCUGAAGCUCUGAACGUUCUUGCCGCCAAGGGCAAUGAUGGCAAGACGGACUACACAUUUCAGCAGCUCUAUGAGUGCAACCCAUCACUUCCGUUCUUCGGCUUCACUUCCUGGGACAAGUUCUUCACCCGAAAGUUCAACCCUGGGAUUCGGCCCGUCGCAUUUCCGGAUGAUCAGCCGACAGCAGAGCAGCCGGACCCGACGCAAGUCAUCGUCAAUGCUUGCGAGUCAACGCCUCUCCAAUUUGCCACCAAUGUCAAGCUACACGACUCCUUCUGGCUCAAAGAGCAGCCUUACUCGUUGGCUGAGAUGUUGGACAGUCAUCCCGAGACUGAGCAGUUUGUGGGUGGUUCAGUGUACCAGGCAUUUCUGAGUGCCUUGUCGUACCACUGCUGGCAUGCCCCGAUCUCUGGGAAAGUGGUUGACGUUCGCCAUGUCCCAGGGACGUACUACUCGGAGAACCUCUCGCAGGGCUUCGAAAAUGCAGAGUCACCCGAUGCCGCCGCCCCAAACAACUCUCAACCAUAUAUCUCCGCUGUGGCAGCACGUGGGAUCAUCUUUGUCGAAGCUGACAAUCCUCUUAUCGGGCUGAUGGGGAUUGUAUUCAUAGGGAUGGCGGAGGUGUCUUCAUGCGAGUUUACGGUCAAGGCAGGGGAUCGGAUCGACAAAGGUCAACUGAUAGGUAUGUUCCAUUUCGGCGGUUCAACCCACUGCCUGGUUUUCCGGCCGCAGACGAACUUGGCCAGUCACAACUUUGUCAACCCACCGCCAUGGGACCCCAAUGCCUCGAACAACAACCCAGUCUGUAGUGCUCUGGCUGUGGUUACACCGCCUCCAUCGAGCAGUUGA